AUGUGUACAGAGAUCAUAACCCACAGCCAGCUUUGUGGUCAUAACGUCAGUAAUGUCCGUGUCUGCGAUGACGCCACCUACAUCUUCGGACACGGGCUGCAGCCCUGCGAGAACACCAAGAAGACAACUCAGAAUACAUCCAGCUACUGCACCUUCGAUUGCCCAUAUAGGGUCUACAAAAAGACAUGGGAGUGCUGCCAGUGUCAAGGGCCCAACCAACGCCGUCAAUGCUGCGCUUUCAAGGGUUGUAACCACCUGAUCUGCCGCGAGUGCAAGCCGCUUACUCCUCCUGAGAGGAGGCAACGGACAAAAGAAUCUACUCAGCCAUGUCAAUUACCGAUCAAGGACGACAUCAGCAGCGUCAAGGCUCAUGACGCGCGUCAGAGUUGUGAAACCCGAAACAGUUCGCCAUUCUCAAGAAUCCCCAUUUACGACGCUUCUAUUGGAGACUGGGUUUGA
Colletotrichum truncatum is the source of this 459-nucleotide messenger RNA. RefSeq lists its product as uncharacterized. Lineage: Eukaryota; Fungi; Ascomycota; Sordariomycetes; Glomerellales; Glomerellaceae. The record is from RefSeq and is a predicted model, not a curated record.